Zalophus californianus (California sea lion) is the source of this 2384-nucleotide messenger RNA. RefSeq names its product methyltransferase like 7A (gene TMT1A). Lineage: Eukaryota; Metazoa; Chordata; Mammalia; Carnivora; Otariidae. Gene Ontology annotation, molecular function: S-adenosylmethionine-dependent methyltransferase activity. The record is from RefSeq and is a predicted model, not a curated record. The coding region runs from base 264 to 1001 and encodes 245 amino acids. The transcript is spliced from 2 exons.
AAGCUAGAACUGCUGUGGAAUAAGGGACUGUAAUCAACUUUCCUUCUAAGGGAAGCUGGGAACCUUCUCCCUUUGCUUCGUGAAAACUAAGCCGAAUCUUUUGCCAAACGCCUAUAAAUUAGGCAAGAUGGCCCCUGAUUUGACUUCAGCUGCGUCUCUCUCCCAGCCAGUUUUCUCCUCUGCAGCUGAUUGGCUCUGGAGUGUGGCUCGAACUCUACCUUUAACAAAAGAGGCCAGGGCUAACGGGUCGAUGUUUCGCCUGAAUGAUGGCGCUUACCAUUUUUAUCCUCAGGCUAUUCGUCUGCAUCCUGGCAUUUCCCUUGUUCCUGCUUAACACUCUAGGCUUGUGGAACCAGAUAUGCAAAAAAUGGUUCCCCUACUUCAUGCUGAGGUUCACCGAGAGGUACAACGAGCAGAUGGCAAGCAAGAAGCGGGAGCUCUUCAGCAACCUGCAGGACUUCGUGGGCCCCUCCGGGAAACUCUCCCUGCUGGAGCUAGGCUGCGGCACCGGGGCCAACUUCAAGUUCUACCCGCCCGGAUGCAGCGUGACUUGUAGUGACCCCAACCCCAACUUUGAGAAGUUCUUGAUCAAGAGCAUGGCGGAAAACCGACACCUGCAGUUCGAGCGCUUCUUGCUGGCUUCGGGGGAGAACAUGCCGCAGGUGGCCGAUGGCUCCAUGGACGUGGUGGUCUGCACGCUGGUGCUGUGCUCCGUGGAGAGCCAGGAGCGGAUCCUCCAGGAGGUGCGCAGAGUGCUGAGGCCGGGAGGGGCUUUCUUCUUCCUGGAGCAUGUAGCAGCGGAGAGCUCAACUUGGACUUACUUCUGGCAACAAAUCCUGCAUCCUUUCUGGUACCUGCUGUUUGACAGGUGCCACCUGACCAGAGAGAGCUGGAAGGCACUGGAGGGGGCAUCCUUCUCCAAGGUCAAGCUGCAGCAUUUCCAGGCGCCGCUGUCCUGGAAGGUGGUGUGCCCCCACAUCUGUGGUUACACUGUGAAGUGACCCCUCUUUGGGAGCUUGGUGCUAAGAGGCAGUGAAAUCACUCAAAAGAGGACUUGGGAAGGGAAAAGUGAUAAGAUCUUAAUACUUCACAAACUAAGCCAAGAAAUACUAACUAGUUGAAAAUCCAAAUCUAAAAGAUCUUAAUACUUCACAAACUAAGCCAAGAAAUACUAACUAGUUGAAAAUCCAAAUCUAAAUAGCCGAGGUCUUUUUGAAAGAGAAAUCUGAAUCUAUCUGUUGUUCCUAGUAACGGGGCUGGUUUUCAAAAUUAAUGGACCAGGAAGCCACACCUAGCUCUGCCCAGCGUUGUUGUUUUUACUCCCAUAUUCCACUGACGUUUGCGUUCCUGCAUUCCUGUCUUCAAUUCUUUUUUUUUCUUUAAUUUUUUAUUGUUAUGCUAAUCACCAUACAUUACAUCAUUAGUUUCCUGUCUUCAAUUCUUAAGAUGAAGAUUGUACUUGACACAUUAGUACAGCCAGAAAAAUAGCUGAGGCACUUAAGUUUCUUGAGUACAUUUUCCUUAUUACGUAGCAGAUAGUUUGCUGCAUGUGUUGAACUGUAGGUAAGGAAAAGGCCCACUGUAAUUAGGAAAACCUUGGAUAAAAUUAGGUACGCUUUCUAAAAGCCCCUGAAACCGGGUGCCUGGGUAGCUCAGUUGGUUAAGCGACUGCCUUCGGCUCAGGUCAUGAUCCUGGAGUCCCGGGAUCGGGUCCCACAUCGGGCUCCCUGCUCAGCGGGGAGUCUGCUUCUCCCUCUGACCCUCUUCCCUCUUGUGCUUUCUAUCUCUCAUUCUCUCUCUCAAAUAAAUAAGUAAAAUCUUUAAAAAAAAAAAAAAAAGCCCCUGAAACCUAGGCAGUCUGGGAGUCUGUAAAGAAGUAGACACAUAUUUGGGUGAUUAUUCUGACCAAAUUUCCACUCCUGUUCCAAGAUGAUUUCUUUGUUCCUUGCCACCAUGGAAACCUCUGAAAAUCAUAAGUGCUUUGAAAACAAGUGUUAGGUUGGUCAGUCAGAGGGAUUAAGAAUAGCAUUUUCAGGGGCACCUGGAUGGCUCAGCUGGUUAAGCGUCUGCUUUCAGCUCAGGUGGUGAUCCCUGGGUCCUGGGAUCGAGCCCUGUGUUGGGUUCCCUGCUCAGUGGGGAGCCUGCUUCUCCAUCUCCCUCUGUCCUUCCACCCCGCUCAUUCUCUCUCUGUCUCUCUCUCUCAAAUAAAUAAAAUCUUAAAAAAAAAAGAAUAGCAUUUUUGGCAAUAGUUCGUGUGUAUGUUAAUAAAUUUAGUAUAUUCUCUGUAAAGUAUAAUGACUUUACAAAGGGACUAUUUUAAAUAUGAAAUCAAUCAAUAAAUUCACAUAGAUUUUAGGAAUGGAAAUAAAGGGUUUAUAUCUUUG